Molecule: messenger RNA, 1777 nt
Organism: Mya arenaria
Lineage: Eukaryota; Metazoa; Mollusca; Bivalvia; Myida; Myidae
Product: dynein light chain Tctex-type protein 2B-like
Exons: 3
Coding region: 449-949 (166 amino acids)
Biological process (GO): microtubule-based movement
Cellular component (GO): cytoplasm; cytoplasmic dynein complex
Molecular function (GO): dynein intermediate chain binding
Source: RefSeq, a predicted model, not a curated record
UGUCUCCUGGUUACUAGUGAGUAGUCGCACGCUUAAAACAAAACAAACACGAGUGAAAAUAGAUUAGGUCUUUUCUGUGUGCUUUAAAGCCAUAAGAUACUGUAUGAGAUGGUUUGAGCAGUUCAUAAAACUAAGUAAAAUAUCAUGGUGAUGGAAUUGUAUUUCUGAAAUAUACAUCUCUGAAGUGUGUAAUUAGCAAGAAGCGUUCGGCAGUUAGCGGCGGUUGAAGGGCGCUGGGUGUAACUUGGGGAAUCCCCACCCCACACACAAAAAGGUAUUGACGUCAGGUGCAUGAUAAUGAUGCUUAUCAGCGACUUUUCUACGAACUAGAUUAGCCUGGGAUACAGACACUUCAUAGGAAUUGCAGACGGCAGGAAUAUAAGUUCUAGCUAAGAGACUAAAAUAAAAUACUUGUGUGACUUAGUAGUGAUAAUCUGACGCGACCAGCAUGAGUCGACCCCGAAAGACCGGGGGAAUUCUCCGUACAACGAUGACCAAGACGCCAUUGCGCGAGGGGAGUAUGCGAGAACGCACGUGGGACUCGAGGUCCGACACUUCCGAGGGCGGUGUACUCACCCAACAUAUGCGGCAAUUGGAGAAUUCGUACAAACUAUCACCAGAUGAUGAAAGAAAGUUCCGGCCUGGGAAAGUGGAAACAGUUAUGAAUGAUGUUUUACGGGAGUUCUUAACGGACGUCGAAUACGAGAAAACCUUAGGACAGCGUAUGAGUAAAAUGUUGGCGGACACGAUUAAAACGCGCGUGAAGGAGUUUAAGUGGACGCGUUACAAGCUCGUGGUGCACGUGAUUAUCGGAGAGAACCGGGAGCAGGACAUUGUAGCCGGAAGUCGCUUCCUGUGGUACGAUGAAACUGAUACAUACGCAUCAACACAGUUUUCAAAUAAGUCCUUAUUCGCCCUUGCAGUGUGCUUUGGUGUCUACUAUGAAUGAUCGAAAUCACAAUGAUAGUGGGUUUUGGAUAAUGUGUAACUGUUCAUGUUUUACUUUCAUUUUUGUUUCACACAUGGAUAAUGUAUAACUUGUGAACUGUUAUUCUGUGCCUGGAAGACUGUAAAUGGUAAAAACAUAAAUUAUGGGGAUUUGGAUGUUUUCUUUAUUUAUUUUUCUCAUUUUUAGUAUACGACUUGUCUUCAAACUUGAACUGGAAUAUCCGGAGAAUACUCAACAUUAUGACUUGUAUUGAAUUGUUCAGAUACAUGGGAGCGAAAAGUACAUGGCCAUGGUAUAACAUACAUCUGGAGAUCUUGAUGACCUAGUGAGUUAAAGCUAUGCUUUUCGGGUAUUAGGUUAAUGAGGAUUAAAGACUUAAAAGAGAACUAGCAUAAGUAUAAGCCUAGUGAAAGUACUAAGCUAUAACAGAGACCUCCUUUUCAAACAUUGACAUUAUAUGCUAGUUUUACAUAAACUUUGAAAUAGCCAUUUUUCGAAUUCCUUCAUAUCCGUUUAUUAAAACAUCUAUGUACUUGAUCAAUUUGUUAGCUGCUUACGAACAAUAUGAUUAUAACCAAAUGAACAUUGAUAUAAAGCAAUUUUUCCAAAGAAUUACAAAGAAAUAUGUGGAUAAACAUUAACCAUAAAUAAUGUUUAUAAAAAAUGUCAACUAGCAAACCACAUCAGAACAUGUACUUCAUUUUCUCGCUGAAAUCAAGGUGAAAGAACAUUAUGCAUUCACUAUAUUGAACACCAAUGAUAAAACUUUCAUGUAUUUUUUCUAUUAUUAUUAAAAGAUUGACAAAAUAAAAUUGAUUGUUUUCUGUU